Messenger RNA from Gigantopelta aegis, 2051 nucleotides. RefSeq names its product D-beta-hydroxybutyrate dehydrogenase-like. The transcript has 9 exons. NCBI's taxonomy places the organism in Eukaryota, Metazoa, Mollusca, Gastropoda, Neomphalida, Peltospiridae. Bases 194 to 973 code for a protein of 259 amino acids. Gene Ontology annotation, molecular function: oxidoreductase activity. The record is from RefSeq and is a predicted model, not a curated record.
GCCAAGUUCAGUCAGCUAACGUUUCGCUAACGUUCGCGAACUAUUUGAUUGGUUCUCGAUGUGAAGCGCAUACAACUGUCAAGCGGACGGUUUUCUGUUCGGCCUUGCCAAACGCAGUCCUAAUUUACUGUUAGGAUAUGUUCGUUUAGUCAUCGAAAACAUUCGAUAAAAUUCGGUUAUUUUUUAGGAUAUAAUGGAAGGGAAGACUGCCUUGGUGACAGGAUCGACAUCUGGUAUUGGUCUAGGAAUAGCCAAUCAUCUUGCAGAGAAAGGCUGCAACCUCAUCCUGACUGGUCUUGGUGAACAGCACCUUAUUGAUUCAAUCAUAGCAGACUUCAAAAAAAAAUACAAAGGUCGUGUGGAUUUUGUUCCAGCCAACCUCAGUGACACCAACUCGAUAGCAGAAUUGUGUACCCAAGUUUCAGCCAUUUAUCCCGAGGGAGUGGACAUUCUAGUGAACAAUGCAGGUAUCCAGUAUGUGUGUCCGAUUGAUAAAUACCCACUGGACAUGUGGAAUGAUAUGAUGACCAUCACAGUGACGGCAUCAUUUAUGCUUAUUAAGCAUUUUCUACCUAAAAUGAAAGAGAGAGGCUGGGGUCGGAUUGUGAACAUGUCGUCUCAGAUGGCCCAUGUUAGUGCAGUGGGCAAGGCUCCCUACUCUACGGCUAAAGCUGCUCUCAUCGGAUUAACCAAGGGUGUGGCUGUAGAAUGUGGUGAAUAUGGAGUCACAGUGAAUGCCAUCUGUCCAGGCUUUGUAGAUGCACCCAUGGCAAGAAGACAGAUUGAUGCCAUGGCUGCAGAGAAAGGCAUCACCACAGAUGAGGCAAAGGGAAUGUUUGAGGGUAUGCACCUUACAAAGAAAGCGGUAAAAAUAUCGGAGAUUGCCGAGCUGGUACUCUUCCUGUGUUCUCCUGCAGCCAUCAGCAUGACUGGUUCCGCUGUUGUUAUGGAUGGCGGCUACACCGCAAAAUAGUGGCAGACACACCACCAGAAUGUUCGGGUCUCCUCACUCUAAGCCAGGGGCUUGUGGUCCGUUGCAGAGCUAGCUGUGGGUGAUUUUAGAAAAUUUUGCCAAAUCAUCUUAAUAAUAAAAAAAUCUAUAGCUAUUUUCCAACAAAAUGUUAAUUUUUACACCCAUUUUUUCCCCCGCCAGAUUCAAAUAAAAUUUGCCAAUUGUUCCCAAUUUGUGAAGUUUGUGAGUGCCAAAGCUAGCCCUGCAUUGUCUGAGGUACAGCAUCAAAAUAUUUAUGGCAGAAACUCGGAUCAAGAGCUUGUUGAUUGGUACUAAUAUGCAACAGUUGAUUUGUGUGCUAGUGAAGGUCUUUAUCAUUAUUUAUGCUCAAUAAAUGCAUAUAGCCAAAUUAAUGUUUCAAUUGGCCAAAAUGUACUUAAGCAGCUCGAUUUUUAAAUCAAGGUUUUUGGUGAAUUAAUAGUAAAAUAUUUUGUCAAAUUCAACAUUAAUUUGCAUUCCAUUGAAUUUCUUGUCAACCUAAUGUUUCUCGAAUGCAUUUUUGUUUUUCAAAACAAUGUAGUAUGUAAUCAUUUCUUUUCAACUUAUCCUGACCUCUAAGCAAUGGCAUUUCCCCUAUUACAACAGACUGCUGAAACAUGCCAACAGCUAAUGAAAUGGCGUAAACCCUUCCAGUGAGUAUGGUAUGGGAACUCUUUUUAUGUGCCCAUAUCCAGAAAUAGGUUCAGGCACACCCAUCUCGGAUCCGCCCUCCGACAUCGCCAGGGACCGGUUCUGGGAUGGGAGGUCUUCCAGUGAGUACUUUCUGUCCUGUUCCAGUCACGUGACAGCAACUUCCUUCUUUCUCCUCUGUAAAAAGAGAACACGAUUCAUGUUUUCUACCAUUUUGUUUCGACCUCGAACAAAAUUUUAAAUAAUUGGGUCAGAGAUAAUUCCAAAUGUACUGGUGUCCAUCAUUAUUAGAAAGAAAUGUUUUAUUUAACGACGCACUCAACACAUUUUAUUUACGGUUAUAUGGCGUCAGACAUAUGGUUACGGACCACACAGAUUUUGAGAGGAAACCCGCUGUCGCCACUACAUG